AUGACUGAACAAAGACAAACUUCAGAAGAAUACAUCGUUAAGAGCUUCCAAGCUGAAGAUCUCGUUAAACUCACAAAUGAAGCAAACUAAAGACAUCUAGAAUACUCUCAAACUAAUCCUAAUGCCAAAGCUAACAUCUAUCUUCAAUCUGUUGAGACAUUAGAUGGUUUUGCUGAAUGUAAAGGCUACGAUUACAACAAGGGUGUUGAUUAUAAUGAGGUAUUCAAAACAUACAUCAAUACUGGAUUCCAAGCUUCACUACUGGGUUAAGCUAUUGAAGAGGUGAACAAGAUGAUCAAGUGGAGAUUAACUGAUGAACCAAUCGCUGAUAACGAGACUGAGGAAUAUAAAAUAAUGGAAAACAGAGAAAAAGUUAGAUGUACCAUCUUCUUGGGAUACACAUCAAACAUGACUUCUUGCGGAAUGAGAGAGUAUAUCAAGUAUCUCUGCCAACACAAGAUGAUUGAUGCUAUCGUUACUACCUGCGGUGGAGUUGAAGAAGACUUCAUGAAGUGCAUGGCACCACAUUAUCUCGGAGAUUUCUAUCUCAAGGGAAAAGAUUUGAGACUACAAGGCUUGAAUAGAAUUGGUAAUUUGGUCGUACCAAAUGCCAACUAUUGCAAACUAGAAGCAUUCAUGGUUCCAAUCCUACAAACUAUGCACAAGGAGUAAAAGGAGAAGGGUGAGAUCUGGUCUCCUUCAAAGAUUAUUAAUAGAAUGGGAUAGGAAAUCAACAAUGAAGAUAGUAUUUACUACUGGUGCUGGAAAAAUGACAUUCCAGUAUUCUGUCCCGCUAUUACUGAUGGAGCCAUCGGAGAUAUCAUCUAUUUCCACUCUUACAAUGAGCCAGGAUUCAUUUGUGAUCUCAGUUAAGACAUCAGAAAACUCAAUGAUCUCGCAUUGAAUGCUAAGAGAUCAGGUUAACUUAUCAUUGGUGGUGGAGUUAUUAAGCAUCACAUUUGCAACGCAAACUUAAUGAGAAAUGGAGCAGAUUACUCUGUUUAUAUCAACACAGGAUUUGAUAUGGAUGGAUCAGACGCUGGUGCUAGAGCUGAUGAAGCAGUAUCAUGGGGGAAAAUUAAAUUAGAUACUAGACACGUCAAGGUCUGGGCUGAAGCUACUCUCGUUUUACCUAUUUUGAUUGGAGAGACAUUUGCUAAGAAUUUCGAUCUUGCCAAGAGAACUUUAUGA
Stylonychia lemnae is the source of this 1191-nucleotide messenger RNA. The record is from the annotation of a GenBank genome assembly. Lineage: Eukaryota; Ciliophora; Spirotrichea; Sporadotrichida; Oxytrichidae.